Messenger RNA from Lepus europaeus (European hare), 2406 nucleotides. RefSeq names its product chromosome 3 C6orf120 homolog (gene C3H6orf120). NCBI's taxonomy places the organism in Eukaryota, Metazoa, Chordata, Mammalia, Lagomorpha, Leporidae. The record is from RefSeq and is a predicted model, not a curated record. The coding region runs from base 128 to 685 and encodes 185 amino acids. The transcript has 2 exons.
CGGCCUGGCUCCCGCCUCCUCGGGUGCGGCGGGGCCGCGGUCCGGAUGUUUGAGGGCCGGCGCGGCGGCCCGCGGGGAGCGGCGGACACCCCCCCAUGAGGACAUCCCCAAGCCGAGUGCCGCCGUGAUGGCUGCUCCCUGGAGGAGCGCGCUCCUGAUGCUGCUGGCCGCCCACGCCGUGGCCUUCGCGAGCUGCUCCGAAGAGGAGGAGACUCCCGAAGAGUGGGUCCUUCUGCACGUGGUGCAGGGCCAGAUCGGCGCCGGGAACUACAGCUACUUGCGGCUGAACCACGAGGGGAAGAUCAUCCUGAAGAUGCAGAGCCUGAAGGGCGACGCGGACCUGUACGUGUCCGACAGCACCCUCCACCCGAGCUUCGACGACUACGAGCUCCAGUCGGUCACCUGCGGCCAGGACGUGGUCUGGAUACCAGCCCACUUCCAGCGCCCUGUGGGGAUAGGCAUCUACGGACACCCGUCCCACCACGAGAGCGAGUUUGAGAUGAAGGUGUAUUACGACAGGACUGUCGAGCAGUACCCAUUUGGGGAGGCCGCGUACUCCCCCGACGGGGCCGAGCCCGGCCAGAGGCACCGGUACGCUCCGGAAGACACGUCUCAGGAGGAGGAGUCCGUGCUCUGGACCAUAGUCAUCAGCAUCUUGAAACUGGUGCUGGAGAUUCUGUUCUGACUCAUCGCACGACUCGAGGUCACUCCUGACCUGUGACGUUGGCUGCGGUCUGCUGUGAACCUAUUUAAUCUGGUUGAAAGCCUGGUUACCUUUUCUAGUGGAGGGAUGGAAAAACUAAAGCCAUACAGAGUUCUGUUACCUCAGUUACCCGAAAACAGGAAGAGCAGCGAGCACAAUCAUUGUUUAAAAGACCAAAAUUCCUGUAAAAGGAACAUACUCAAUAAACUCCAUUUUGAUUAGUUUCUCGAGUGAUUAAAGAAAGAUAACUCCAGUGACUUAGGGUUUAUAUCAAGUAGUGCAAAAUGUCGUGCGGCUACACAGAUUUAGGCUGGCAAGUUGACUAGAGUUUGACUCCACAGGUUCUAACUGAAGUUCACUGUGUAGGUUUUUGAGCAUUACUGAAAUCAAAGUCAGAAAGAUCAUGCUUUAUUUACACUUCCCAAGCCUGCGGCCCGAGUAGCACUGAAACGGUCUACCCAGCAGGAUUCCCUGGCGGGCACGCUGCACCAGCCACAGCGACGUAGUGGAGGCCAUCUGUCAUUUUAUCAUCUUGGGCUGUUAAAGUUCUUCAGUUACUAAAUUACUCUACCUAUGGUAGGCCAGAAACAAUACAAGAUUAGGAAAACUUUAUGAAAAUAAAUGUUUCUCAAGCUAAUGGAGAAAUAGUUAAGUAGUCUAAAUUAAAUUGCUCUAUUUUGCAACUUAGUUUCUCGAGGGAGCCAGAGUACGGAGACAAAAAAUCUUUUGGAAGAUGAAUUAUUUUUCUACCUGGAAUUACUUUCAAGAGUAAGAGCAACUUAUAAUGAAGUAAAUCAGCUUGCAGAUUCCAAGCUCACAGUUAGUUUCAAAAACUUUUAUUGGCAUAAAAAUGAAAAUGUAAAUAAAUUGGCACCAAAUAUUCCACUUAAAUGGAUAUACAGUGUGACAAAAAAAAAAAAACUAUUUUAUCCCUCUUUGCUGUUUUUACCCCUUCUGCCCACUUUCCUGGGUGUUGGGGGGGCUCGCUGACAACAGUCACAAAUCCAGCGACCUAGGAAAAAAAUUAGUUAAUAUAUGAUCAAAUUUUAUUUUUACAGGAUAAAGAUCUCCUUCCGUAACUCUCACUAAUCAUAUUCUCCUGUGCAUUUUCAGUGGGAAGGGCACUAAUAGUUCCUUAAGGAAAAAAAAAUUUAAACUUCUUUUGAAAUUAAUCUUGUAAUCAGUGCCAUGCAAGGGAGGGGUAAGUAAUGCUACAGAAUGACAUGAACCUUUAAAAAACUAAUAGAAUCCCUCCCCAAAUCCAAACACUAUCAAAAUUUAAAAUUUCAGAAAUAUAAAGCCUAAAAUAAGACCCGUUACUGAAUUUGGCUUCUGUAAAGCUUUUCUCCCUGCUGCCACAAAGACCCGGUAGAUUGUGCUGGCACUGCACUGUCUACUUGAUCUGAAUCACUGUACAGCUCACUGUGUAAGCUGCUCACUUCUUGACACCCAGGAAACAGUUCUACGCAUAUGAAGUACUAUUAGGGCUAACUAUGCAAAUUCCAAAAUUAGAGUUUUGUGUGUAUAAUGUUUCAGUCUAAAUACUGUGAUUUAUUCAAUCCUGUGUUCAUUCAAAAGUUAUCUGGAAUCAUGCUGCCUCAACUUGAAAAGAUCUGGCUUAAACUGUAUAAAGGUAUAGCAGUCAUUUUAUUAUAUUUCUAAAUAGAGGACUUAUAAAAAUAAAAUGAAGGCUUUGAAACAAA